Messenger RNA from Asparagus officinalis (garden asparagus), 1573 nucleotides. RefSeq lists its product as uncharacterized. The record is from RefSeq and is a predicted model, not a curated record. NCBI's taxonomy places the organism in Eukaryota, Viridiplantae, Streptophyta, Magnoliopsida, Asparagales, Asparagaceae. The transcript is spliced from 3 exons. Bases 138 to 1442 code for a protein of 434 amino acids.
CUUACUAAUUUUCUUCUUGCCCGUUUGUCCGCCCGAGUUUUGAAAUUAGGAUACCUCUCUGUUCUCUUCUCCUCUCUCUCAAAUCACAAAUAUCCUAAGAAAAAAAAAGGAAAAAAAAAAGAAAAAGAAUCCAAAAAAUGCUAAAGAGCAACAGAGGAAAAUCGACGGCGAGAAAACCUCUCAUCGACAUAUCAAAUGGCGGAAAACCCUCGAGGAUUCUCAAGAAGAAGAGUCCUGUCGAUGGAUUUGAUGGUGGUGCUCUCGACCGUCUUCUCCUUGUUCGAUCGGAACUCUCGAAUAUCUUCAGUGAGAUCGAUGAACUGGUUGCUCGAGCCCUGGAAAAUAAAAGGACAGAUAGAAAAGCAAUUCAAGAUAUCGAGUCCUUCAGUAAGGUUCUACGUGAUAUGCAUUCAUCUUUGAAGCCAUGGGUUUCAAGACUCCGUCAAGCUUCUCCCAAACAAGAGCCAUUACAGAUUGAAAACCAGCUUGGUCAGCAGAGUAUAGGAGCUAGAUCAGUUUCCUGUGUUAAUGGGGAAGAGAGUACUCCCCGAAACAGAAAUGAUGCUGAGCUAGACUUGAUAGUGUCUCCUUCUCCCCUCGUCUCUUGGCGUGCUGAUUCCUGUACAUUGGACACUGGAAGACAGCUCUUUCUGCUGACACCCUUACCCAAAUUAAAAGCCACAUCAUCUAAAUGCCCUGUCACGUCCAAAUCCAUGGUGAGAAUCCUUCAUCACGAAAAUCAACGAGGACAGCCUCUCACAUCAACUCUUAGAGAAAGCGCUUCUGAUAGUUUGUUUCAAGAACCUGAGGCCAAGAUGCCACAAGAUAACAUGGUGAAGCCUUGCACUGCUGGCACAACGAAUAGUGUCUUAGAGAGCAGUAAAGAUUCACUGUUCCUUUUAACACCGUGCCUGAAGACCUUUCCACAAAAGAGCUCUGCUUUGAAUGGUUUUGUCUCUGAGAACAUUCCAGAACUACCAACUCAAGACGAUGAUUCUAAGGUCUCUGAUGACCUUACGAAUGAUGAAGUCUUAGAUGGUUUGACCUCCAAGUAUCAAGAGCUCCUCGGUUUACAGCCUAAUAACAAUUUUACGAACAGAAGGAAGGACGGCAAUCAAGCUUUAGAGUGGUUUCUUUCACCCCCAAAGACUUGUGUCCUUAUGGAGGAGCCAAAUGAAGAGAAGCAAGUGCCGACACCAUGCCUCAACAACAGCAUACUUUUGCUUGCAACUCCUUUAUGGAAGGAUGUAGAAACUACAAUCCACAAAGGCAAGCGAGCUGGAGAAAACACCCUUAAGAAAGAGCUUUGGGCUCGGUUUGAGGAGGUUUCUAAAGAUGGACUGCAUUUUGAUGCAUCGGUCUUUCAAAACACAGAGAGAAAGGGGUUUUUGGACAUGCUUGAAGAGGCUUGUGAAACUUCGGAUUGUGGAGAUGGGAAAUAGCAGGAACUGGUAGUCAAUACGAUCUAUCCAAAUUGUAAUUUUGUUGUACUCUGUAUCUCCAUGUUGUAGCUUAUGAGCUCUAUACUUAACUCGCAACUGCAGUGUUGAAGUAUUGAGCAGUUCAUACUGAA